UUGUUCUUCUUGAGUCUUGUGGGAAGUUACUGUCGCGUGAAUUGGUGACGAAAAACUUAUGCGUCCGAGAGGAAAGUCAGGAACCAACUUCUCUAACUAGCAGGUUUUGAACCUUGUGCUGGCAAUGGGGGACAUGAAGACCCCAGACUUUGAUGAUUUGCUGGCAGCUUUUGACAUUCCUGACAUUGAUGCCAAAGAGGCCAUUCAGUCAAGUCCAGAAGAGGAACAAGAUGAGGUGGGGACUAUUGCAGAAGGAGAGAGUGGAUCUCCUUCAUGCUUUCCCUGCCCUCCUGCCUCACAUAGUAACCCCCCUGUGGUCAGUGUUAUUGUGAAGAACACAGUGCGGUCUGAGUCUUUUGAGGAAGAUGAGAAAUCAGUCGAGGAUAAAACAGACAAUCCUUCAAGCAGUGGCUUAAACUCUCAAGUUCAGGUCAAAUUUGGUGACUUCACCUCACAGCUUGGUCCUAAAAUGCCAGUUGAUGGCCCUGUGGAGCCCCAGAUUGCUAAUGGCUUUGAGGUAUCUGUCCCCAGAGAUCAGGGACAGUCCAACAGGGAGCCAUGGUCCCAGCUUUCACCACUGAGGUCCACACUGAACACUAAUGAAGGGGACAAUGAAAAAGAAGCUGAGGUUGGAUCGAUCCAGCACACAACUGAUGUCAUGAAUAGUUUGAAGCCGCUGCUCUACCUCCAGUCUCCGACUAGUGCUGGUCCCAACUCCUCAACUCCUCCCUCUCCACCCUCUGUCAGCCAUCACCUUUCUCCUUGCUCCCCUCAGAAGGAUGAAACUUGUUUCCUCAGCAAUGCAUCAUCCCCUUUAGCACAACAAAGGAGUAUCAAGACUAGUAUUAAGUGUGUUAUGCACUCAGAUGAAGAUGACUCGGAGCCAGACUUAGGAAGUCCACUGGUGAUCCGGGAGAGCCCAGAGUCUCUAAUGUCCUCCUCUCCCAAAUUUAAAUACCGAGCUAAAGUACAGACCCCUGAGCUGUUUCGUUCUCCUGAUACAACUUCCUGUUUUGUUUCUCAUCCUUCCCAUCUCCCUUCACUGGCACCUGCAAAACCUGAACCCCAGCUAGAGGAAGAGGAGCAACCUACCACCUCUAGUUCUCCCACCUCAGCUCCCCAAACACAGAGUUUCAAAGGUGGCCUUCCGUCUGUCAGUACGGAGUCUGCAUCAGUCCAAAAAGAGCAAUACCCAGAGCAUGUCAUUGAAGAGAGAGAUUCACCUGAGAGCCCACCACCCAGUGAGACAGGUCUUGUCGUCCCCAAGAGAAGCAGCAGUCCUAAUUUUGUCCAAACAUCAGGUCUAGCAGUAAACCACGAGGAUGUCCAUCACCAAGAGGAGCUCAUGGAAAGUGAGCCCAAAGAAGAGGACAGGCCAGGUGACACUGAAGCGCUGAGGGAAAAGGUGGCUGAAGAUGCAAACGAGGAGAGCUGUGGUGUCAGCACUGAGGAUCCUGUGUCUGCAGAGACGGUUUCACCUCCAUUGCGCCCGCUCAAAGUUAAGAUCAAAACACACUCAGGCAGCAUCACAAGGACUGUGAGUGGUGUCGCACCUAAAAGAGGUGGAAGAGCCAUUACAAAGGGUGUGGAUAGUUCAAAAUCUUCACCUGAACGUAACACAAGAUCCAAGAGGGAGCUGUCGCAGCAGUCUCGGAUGCCUACAAUGACAAUGCUCCAGGAAGACAAAACCGCAGCAGACAACAAAUCUAAAGUUUCCCCCACAGCUGUUAGCAUCACCAAAACUGCAGCCCUGCCCUCCGUCUCUGUCUCCUUCCCCAGAGUCAGCCCAGGUGGGGUCAGUUCUCGAAGCGUGAGUAAGAAAAGUCUGAACAGUGGGAUGACACUUCCAGCACCGUCACCUCUGCUCCAUCCUCAGAGUGGCAGCAGACCAGCCUCCAUAGUUAACAGCACAGGGGCAAUCAUAUCCAAGAGUCAGACCAACCUGGUAGAAGCUUUCAACAAGAUUCUCAACAACAGGAACCUGCUGCCCAGCUAUAAACCAGAUCUGAGUUCACCUCUUCCUGCAGAGUGGGGUCUUCCUCUGCCUACUCAGGGUUACCGCUGUUUGGAGUGUGGUGAUGCCUUUGCGCUGGAGCAGAGUUUGGCACGGCACUACGCUCGGCGCUCGCUGAGGAUUGAAGUGACCUGUAAUCACUGCGCCAAGCGGCUGGCCUUCUUCAACAAGUGCAGCCUGCUUUUACACGCCAGGGAGCAUAAGGAGAAAGGCCUGAUCAUGCAGUGUUCGCACCUGGUCAUGAAACCUGUACCUGUGGAGCAGAUGAUUGGCCAGCUGGAACUCUCGGCAGUUGGAUCAUCAUCAUCAUCCUUUUUAGGCCAGACCACCCCUAACGCUACACCCCCACCACAGAAAGCAUUAUCCAGUAAGAAAGCAGAGGCAGUGCAAUACAUCAGUACUAAAUGUCCUGAGUGUCAGGCUCAGUUCAGCAGCAAAGAAGAGAUGACUGAGCAUUUCCAAGAAAUCAAACCAGCACAAACCACUUCGUGCACAGAGUGUUCUCCUCCCAUGCUUCUGUCCAACAGCUGCAGCGCAGCAGCUCAUCAGCGCAUCCAUCAAGGCUUCCCGCCACACGUCUGCCCAGAGUGCGGGGUUGUGUCUGAGCAGCCGCUGUUUCAGACACACCUGGACGAGGCCUGUUUGCACUUCGCACGCCGCAUUGGAUACAAAUGUUCCAGUUGUCUGGUGGUGUUUGGAGGACUCAACUCAAUGAAGUCUCACAUCCAACAGGCUCAUUGUGAUAUGUUCCACAAAUGCCCCAGCUGCCCGAUGGCUUUUAAGUCUGCUCCUAGCAUACAGAAUCACAUCAGUGCCCAGCAUCCAACGCUCACUGGAGGACAGACCAUGUUGAUCUAUAAAUGUGUGAUGUGUGACACAGUGUUUACCCACAAGCCCCUGCUGUAUGUCCACUUUGACACUCAUUUGACCAAUCAGAAGGUGCAUGUGUAUAAAUGCCCUCAGUGCACCAAAUUAUUUUCUCAAAGGAAUUCACUACUGGAUCAUUUCAAGACUCAUGUGACUCCCGCAGUGAAACAAGAGUUGUCUUCGUCUCAAGCCGCUUCCUCUCAUUCACGUCCUGCAUUGAGUUCAGAUGGGGAAGAAUGGUUGGAUGAAGUUAAAGAGAAGACGGAAAGGAUUAAAGCCCCUUCAGGGUGGAAGUGUGCGCCUUGCCACAGACGCUACACAGACCGGGAACACUACAUCACCCAUAUGGCUGAACAACAUGGAAAGACUCUGAAGAAGUUCCCUUGUAACAAGUGUGAGAGCUCCUUCACCACCACUUCAAGUCUGAGACGUCACAUCAGAGACAAACACAAAGUCACAAAUCGUGGCUUUCGAUGCCAGUUCUGUAGUGAAAGUAAGAAAAUGUUCAGCAGCAGAGCGAUGUUGGAGAGACAUGUUCAGCUGAGACACAGUGUGGACACAGAAAGCCGGGACGCUCUGAUGGGAGGCGGCGAUGAGGCAGACAGUUCCUCGGAGCAGGACAGCAGUUUGGGGGCUCGCCGGAGACGCAGAGGAGCUGUGAAGAUGGAGCAGGAUGAAGAGACAACAGAUGGAGUGAGUCCAGUGAAAAAGUUGCAUUCCUCCUCCUCUGUCCCCUACUCCCUUCCUGAGUCUGGGUUCCGCUGUGCCCCCUGUGGCUUCACCACAGAGGGCCAGGCGUCAUUCCUGGACCACAUCAGCCAGCAUCGGCGGGGAGGGACGGAGGGCAGCAGUCUGCAGUGUCUACAGUGUGGUGCCUGCUUCACAUCCACCUCCUCCCUGUCACGACAUCGCUUCAUUACCCACAAAGUGAGAGAUGCAUUCACUGACAGCCAGCAGUCCCACGGCCUGCCCCCAGCACCUUCCCCUGCUCACAGCAGGAACCACGAUGAGAAGAGUUCUGUGGAUGAUUCUGCACCAGCAUCACCGUCCUCUCAGGGUAUGGACGAGGAGGACACGCUGACUUGUAAGGUGUGCCGCAAACGCUUUGAAAAGGCAUCAGAUCUGAAUACACACUUCAGAACACACGGUAUGGCUUUUAUCAGCGCAAGGAAUGCAGGAAAAGCAACCUGAGGCACCUGAUUCGACAGGAAUAAUAGUGUCUGUUGCUUAUGAAAGAAACAAGUGCCUUAUUUGUGAUCACACCUAUGCACUAAUUCAACCAAAGAUUGGAAGACAGAGUUUUUAUAUAAAUAGAUUGUAAAAAAAAAAAAAAAAGAUUUUCAGUGUUAGAGAUCAGCCUUACCCUUGCACUUCUGACACUCAGGACCUGAUGCUGCAUUUCUGUGUUGGUAAUGAUCGAGCGACUUCUCAGUCGGGGAGCCGUCAGUCUGACUGGUUCACUGCUGUGACCACAUUCACAUGAUAACGUGCCUGUUGAGAACUGUGAAUGUUAGAACCAAAUUCCACUGUGAUUGCGAUGGCUGUUGUUGACACAGCGAUGGAAUGUUUUGAUAGCGAUGUUGUCAUCCUACUGAGGAGAUCCUUGAAUGGCAAACCCAGAUGUUUUUCCAUAAAGUCCCUCUUUAUUUUUUACAGACUCAUGGCGUUGGUUGAGAUUAUGUUAGCUUAGUACAUAUUAAGCAUUUUAGUGAACUUUGAGUUUGCUUACGAUGGGUAACCCAUCAAAUUUCGUGUGUGUGGGUUUUCAUGGACAGUGUUUCCCUCCAGAGCUGCUGUGGAGGGUCAGAAGACUGUUACUUUGGAAGAUACCCACUUAAUUCUUCUAACUUCAUAUUAGCUUCAGCUGGAUUGAGGACAGUAAGUCUUGUCUUAAUCCCCCAUCAUUGCCUUCGAAUCAUGUAUGGAAAGAGUCUCUUCACCGCCAGCAUGGACAGGAGGAAUACAGUAACUCCCUCAGCGCAUGUAUUGUUUCCAGAUGAGCCUGAGAAAAUGUGAACCUAUCCUUUAAAUGUUUACUGGUAUUGAUAAUGUGUUUGAAGCCCCCGCACGUUUAUAUUUAUAUUGUGCUUCAAGGAGAACUUUGUGAGAGAUAGAAAUACAAUCUGAAAAUGUCACUUGGAAAAUGGUCAGCAGUAGUAAAGUAUAUUUAAAUAAAUGGGGUUUAAUACUUUUUAAAAGUAGAAUGUACUCUAUUUACAUCAGAUUGAGAAAUUAAUUCCUCCUCUCUGUGCAAGGGCUGGAAGUAAAAUUAUGUAUUUGGCUUUUCAGUUUGGGAUUUGUUGGUCUAAAGCUUUUUUAAUGAGAUUACUGUAAAAAGAUCAGUAUGUGUGUGAUUAUGUGUAUGUUUCGCUAAGAAGAUGAGAACAUGUUGGACUUUGUAUAUUUAGUCUUUGUUCUGCAUAACUGACUUCAGCGCUGGUGAACUACAUGAAUAUAAUCAUGUUGCUCAGUGACUGUUAGCACCGUAGCAAAAUUGUUACUUGAUAUAAAGAUGUCUGAGAGGUUUUGAGUGCUGUGUUUUGACAUUUUUUAUUUUAUUUUCUUUGGCUAGUAGCACCUUUUUUUUUUUUUUAGCUGUUGUCUGAUAUGGCUGACAAGCUGGUGGUUCCCUGAAGUAUCUCUGGUAGUGUUCUGUAGUCAUCUGCGACCUGUUUGCGCUUGUGUUUACUUCCUCAGGAGAUUGUCCAAUGCUUUAACACACACUGUUCUGUUUAACCUUUUCUGUUUUUACAUUGACAAAACAAAUUUCUAAUCAAAAUAAAUGUUUAUAAAAACAAAAAAAAGCUGA
Molecule: messenger RNA, 5690 nt
Organism: Scatophagus argus
Lineage: Eukaryota; Metazoa; Chordata; Actinopteri; Scatophagidae
Gene: znf687a
Product: zinc finger protein 687a
Exons: 11
Coding region: 125-4072 (1315 amino acids)
Source: RefSeq, a predicted model, not a curated record